This is a messenger RNA of Eubalaena glacialis (North Atlantic right whale), 1880 nucleotides long. It is a transcript of the gene TTLL1, whose product is annotated as TTL family tubulin polyglutamylase complex subunit L1. Lineage: Eukaryota; Metazoa; Chordata; Mammalia; Artiodactyla; Balaenidae. Gene Ontology annotation, cellular component: cilium. The transcript is spliced from 13 exons. The coding region runs from base 477 to 1748 and encodes 423 amino acids. The record is from RefSeq and is a predicted model, not a curated record. Gene Ontology annotation, biological process: protein polyglutamylation; microtubule cytoskeleton organization. Gene Ontology annotation, molecular function: tubulin-glutamic acid ligase activity; tubulin binding.
AGCGGUCUGCGUCCUCCUCUGAGCGCCGAGUGGGGUUGGAGGCGGGGCCGGACCGCGGCGCGGGGCCGCCGUGCUCCGCGCUCCUGGGCGUUCCUCCGCGCUGUGCACCCACAGGAGGAAGUCACAGGAAAACAAUCUAACCUCAGGUAAGAAUCUGAGUCAAAAUUUGGUGAAACUGAAGAGAAAUUGGACGUUCCCGUUGGCUCCCUAAGUACCUAUGGUAGGUCCGGGCUGAGAUGUUUUCCUUGGUGACCACUCGUCCACACAGCAGGUGGAGGGGGCAGGGGGCCGAGAGGAAACCCACCCUUCUCGGAGGCUCCAUUUCCUGCUCAGUAAAGUGAAGUUGGACUCUAGGGGGCAGAGUACGAGCAGGAUUGGUCAGGGAUGCAGGGCUGUUCAGACUGAAAUCAAAUACAGGCCGACCUCAGAUUCCGAUCCAGACCACCGCAGUGAAGCGAAUUAUCGCAAGAAGGAUUAUGGCAGGAAAAGUGAAAUGGGUCACUGAUAUCGAGAAGUCGGUGCUGAUAAAUAACUUUGAAAAGAGAGGAUGGGUCCAAGUGACAGAGAACGAGGACUGGAAUUUUUACUGGAUGAGUGUGCAAACCAUCCGCAAUGUUUUUAGUGUCGAAACUGGCUACCGGCUCUCAGAUGAUCAAAUAGUCAACCAUUUCCCGAACCACUAUGAACUGACGCGGAAGGAUCUGAUGGUGAAAAACAUCAAGAGAUACAGGAAAGAGCUGGAGAAGGAAGGGAGUCCUUUGGCAGAGAAGGACGAAAGUGGGAAAUACCUCUACCUGGACUUCGUCCCCAUCACCUACAUGCUGCCCGCCGACUACAACCUGUUCGUGGAGGAGUUCAGGAAAAGCCCCUCCAGCACCUGGAUCAUGAAACCUUGUGGCAAAGCCCAGGGAAAGGGCAUCUUUCUGAUCAACAAGCUCUCGCAAAUCAAAAAGUGGUCCCGGGACAGCAAAACAUCUUCGUUCAUGACUCAGUCUACCAAGGAAGCCUACGUGAUCUCUCUGUACAUUAACAACCCGUUACUAAUCGGCGGCAGGAAGUUUGACCUGCGCUUGUAUGUUCUGGUGUCUACGUACCGCCCACUGCGCUGCUACAUGUAUAAACUUGGAUUUUGCCGCUUUUGCACAGUAAAAUACACCCCGAGUACCAGUGAGCUGGACAACAUGUUUGUUCAUCUCACCAACGUUGCCAUUCAGAAACACGGGGAGGAUUACAACCACAUCCACGGGGGCAAGUGGGCCGUGAACAACCUGCGGCUGUACCUGGAGAGCACCCGAGGCAGGGAGGUGACCGGCAAGCUGUUCGACGAGAUCCACUGGGUCAUCGUGCAGUCCCUGAAGGCCGUGGCGCCCGUGAUGAACAACGACAAACACUGCUUUGAGUGCUACGGCUAUGACAUCAUCAUCGACGACAAGCUGAAGCCCUGGCUGAUCGAGGUGAACGCGUCCCCAUCCCUCACCUCCAGCACUGCCAACGACCGAAUCCUUAAGUAUAACCUGAUUAAUGACACCCUCAACAUUGCCGUCCCUAACGGCGAAAUUCCAGACUGUAAAUGGAACAAGUCACCCCCAAAGGAAGUCCUUGGCAAUUAUGAGAUUCUGUACGACGAGGAGCUGGCACAGGGCGACGGGGCUGACCGAGAGCUGAGAAGUCGGCCGGGCCAGUCGCUGGGACCCAGAGGGGGCCGAUCUAGAGACUCCGGGAGAAGCGUCCUCACAACCUGGAAGUGACCACCAGCGAGAGCAAGACUCCAGCCUGCACCCACCCUUGCUGAAGACCUAUUUUGGAAACUUCCUUUUUCUAGAGCUUUUUUCCUUUCCUAAACCCUGUAAAUAAAUAAAGGCAUUUCUUUGGAAGGUUAA